Aspergillus terreus NIH2624 is the source of this 2289-nucleotide messenger RNA. RefSeq lists its product as uncharacterized. Lineage: Eukaryota; Fungi; Ascomycota; Eurotiomycetes; Eurotiales; Aspergillaceae. The coding region runs from base 1 to 2289 and encodes 762 amino acids. The transcript is spliced from 3 exons. Gene Ontology annotation, molecular function: 3-dehydroquinate dehydratase activity. The record is from RefSeq and is a predicted model, not a curated record.
AUGUCGCUGUCCCUCCCCCCUGUCCUGUGCCGUCCUCUUGUAUCGAACCCGCGCUUUCUUCCAGUCUCUUCGGAUUCCGUCCCUGUGCCCGACUUGCCUCGUGCACUCCGACCUCCCGGUGGACAGUCAAUCUGUCUCAACCUGGCCUUGAUCUUCUCCGACCCCACGCUACUCCCACUCAUCCCGGUGCGGCUGGAGUCUCCCGAGAACGUUGGUGGACUUGCGAUCCCCCCCUGCGAUAUCGACCACACUGCCUAUAGAUCUUGUUGGUUCUUGCCGAGCACCCCACCUCAGUCACCGCUAUCAAGAACCCCCUCAGCCGCGCUUCCACUCGCCUCCGUCAUCCAGACCCCGCCGCCGGAACCCACGCACACCGUGGUGAUUGUGUACCGUGCGGGUCAGGAUGCCAUUGUACAGGUGGUCGCGGAGAUUCUAGGCAAGCCCUGGACCACAGAGACCUCGCUGUCGACAUUGCGCAAGGGUAGCAAUGCCGUGGUGGUGGGGAUCCUGGCCGAUGAUCUAGCGGGGAGCUUGGAGGGCAGCGAGAAAACGGACCGGGUGCUGAUCAACACCCACUGUGUCGAUGAUGGGUCGUUCCCCGAGGAAUCCCUGAGCGAUUCCUGCAACUAUGAGUUUUUGUACUCGCUGCGCAGCCCCUUCUUCCGCCGGGAUUUGACUCGCUUUCUCUCUUUGAUCCUCGGGCAAACCCGCCCUCAUGAGGAUCUCAAGACAAAGAAUCGCACAAACUUCAUCUCCACCACCUUCCCAGAUGUGCACGCGGCAUUGCCCAACCUCGACAUUCUGUCGGUGGGGUCCGAUGCGGUAGAGCUGCGCGUGGACUUGCUGGUAGACCCUUUGCAACAGGCGUCGGACCCGGUGCCAAGUCUCCGCUAUGUCGGACAGCAGUUGAUGCUGCUUCGACAGCAUACCGAGCUCCCGAUUAUCUUCACCACACGAUGUACCAAGGAGAACGGCAAGUUCCCGAUGGAUGAUCCGAACUUGUUCUAUAAAUACCUCCGUCGGGCGAUCCAAUGGGGUGUGGAGUACAUCGACGUGGAGCUGUGGCUGCCGGAGGAGAUCCGGAAACGCCUGGCGGAUGACCGGGGUCAUAGUAUCAUCAUGUCGGCAUUCCAUGAUUUCUCGGGGACGUGGAAGUGGACGUCGCCCGAAGCAACCCGGAUCUUUGCGGAGAGCGCCAAAUAUGCGGAUAUCGUGAAGAUGAUCGCGAUGGUGAACACGGUAGAGGCCAAUUAUGAGCUCGAGUAUUUUCGCUCGACCAUCAAAGAGACGUGUGGACCAUAUCCCCUGCUAUCGGCGGUCAACAUGGGUCAGAUGGGUCAACUCUCCCGGGCGCUCAACACGGUGUUCUCGCCAAUUACGCACCCGCUGUUGCCGAUGAUCGCUGCGCCCGGCCAGCUGACCGCCGCGGAGAUCAAUGAGGCGCUCCACAUUAUGGGACAGCUGCCCAAGCAUGAUCUCUAUGCGAUUGGAUCCUUCCGGUCGACACCCCAGUCGAUGUUCAUGGAGAAAUGCUUCAACGAGUUGAGCCUGCCGCAUACGUUGACAUCGAUCGAUCGGGGACCAACGAAUUCGAUCGAACGGGUGAUCACGCAGCCGUCGUUUGGAGGAGCGUCGGUGCAUCCCCCGAUAUCCAGCAGCACGGCCUGUAUCCCCGCGGUCAGUGAGGCGGCGCGGGCGAUUGGACUGAUCGACACGAUCGUGGCGGCGCGAGAGGGCUCGCCGUUGAUGGGCGAGAAUGCCACCUGGAAAGGCAUUCGGGCGACCUUGACUCGCGAUUAUGUGCCGUCGGCGUAUCGCGGCCGUGCGGCUAUCAUCCUGUCUGGUAGUGAAAGCGAAGCGUCGGCGGCGAUCUUCGCCCUGCGCAGCUUAGGAGUGGGAGCCAUCUACACUGUGGGAUUCCGAGCAAGCGGGCCACUUGCGGAAGGCCUGGAGCCGUUCACCUCGAUUCAAUCGGUGAAACUGGUGGAACAGCCGUUUGUGAUUGUUUCUGCGCUGCCGCCUGAGAAAUCCCUACUGGUGCAACCGUUGCUGCGCCAUUACCGAACAAGCGGACGGGCAUCGCCGCCAUCGACUCGGGGGAAAGUCUAUCUUGACCUGACUCGGGGGGAACGUACCGGAGAUCCCGUCGGGGUGGCGGUCCAGGCCGGAUGGACUGCGUACGGGAUUGAUGAUGUGAACGCCUGGACGACGGUGGAGACGUUGCGCCUACUGGUGGGGCAGAAUGUGCCCUUUGAUUUUGUACGGAUGGCGUCUGGGCGGGUGUUUUGA